ACGUAAUAAACGCCUAGGUCCAUGGUUUGGAUUAACCAUUCUUACGUUCAUGGGAUUAACGAAGUAGUUAAAGCAUACAUACAUACACACAUACAGUCGGCAGUUUGUUUCGGAAUUUUACAAAUCGUACCCAAGAGAGAGUCUCUCUCUAGGCAUACCAAAUAAUCCGUCAGUCAACAUAAAAUCAUAGGCAUUAAUUUCUGACAACACAUUUGAGCAAUUCACUUUGUGAAAACAAAACAUUUUAACAUGUCAAAUUUAAUCAAAUGAGUGAAGAAAUAUAAGGCUGAACCCCAGGGAAAUGAGUAGCAUCGUUCUCACAAAUUCUAUUAAUUUAACCUAACUAUGAAUUAUCUCGGAGAACUAAUUGUCCUUGGGAUAGAUGGUAUCGUUUUUGCUAUUUGUCUAAAGCAAUACUUCCAUUGUAGGAAUGCUAUUUUAUCUGUCAAGAGUGCCGACUUAUAUGACGUGGGUCCUGCACUGCGUGCAGUAUUAGACAAUAGUUCAGAUAAUAAAGUUGACUAUAUAGCUAUUAAAGGAGCUGUUAAACCAUUGGGUAGACCUUUUCGAGGAGUUCACAAUAAAGACUUAACAGGAGUUGUACAAAAAAUAACAGUUAAGGAGCAUGUGGUCGCAAGGUCUACUGCUGGUUUCUGGUCUAAUCAAGAAAGACUAAUGCAAGAGGUAUAUAAUUCUGUACCUUUUUCUUUACAAAAUGGACGAUAUCAAGUAGAAGUAUCCGAUGCACUGGCUGCAGAAGUCCUAGACAUGGAUACUGUGUCAGAUCAUUUUGAGCCGAGUGUACCUACUUUUACGGAUCAUCUGUGGGGAUUCUUCACAGGAAUUCGUCAGAAAGGUAUUCAAUCUACAGAGGAAUUACUUAGGGAAGGAACUGUGAUUACUGGUAUAGGUGAAUUAACUAGAUCUGUGACAAAGCCUGACAACUUAGUACUACAACCUCCAACAAAUGGUACUCCUUUCUAUCUCACAAGCAUGUCCGUUACUGCAUUGCUUCGAAAAUUGGAUGAACGCAGGAGAACUUAUCGAUGGUGGUGCUUAAUAUUUGGAAGUAUUGGUCUUGUCAUUGGUGGACUUGUAGCCAGGCGGUAUUGGAAAGAUGGACAAGAGCGGCGACUGGCUGAAGAACUUCGACUAGCUUUAGAAAAUACUCGCAAACAAAGAAGGGAAAGAGUACGAGAUCUCGAUCUUAGAGAGGAUCAGCUUUGUGUCGUUUGUCGUACGAAUCCACGUGAAAUUAUUUUGUUACCAUGUGGGCAUGUAUGUUUGUGUGAGGAUUGUGCCGAAAAUAUUUCUAAUCUCUGCCCCAUCUGCAGAAGAUCUGUUGCAUCUAAGCAAGCUGCUUACAUUGUUUAAAUACAAUUGAAACUCAAAAUCUUGUGUGAAUAUACACUUAGUAAGUUUUAUAAUAAAAUAUGAAACAAAUUAUGCA
Messenger RNA from Orussus abietinus, 1450 nucleotides. RefSeq names its product mitochondrial E3 ubiquitin protein ligase 1 (gene Mul1). The record is from RefSeq and is a predicted model, not a curated record. Gene Ontology annotation, biological process: organelle organization; protein ubiquitination. Gene Ontology annotation, molecular function: ubiquitin-protein transferase activity. NCBI's taxonomy places the organism in Eukaryota, Metazoa, Arthropoda, Insecta, Hymenoptera, Orussidae. The transcript has 5 exons. The coding region runs from base 346 to 1374 and encodes 342 amino acids.